Messenger RNA from Eremothecium sinecaudum, 1053 nucleotides. It is a transcript of the gene UFD1, whose product is annotated as polyubiquitin-binding protein UFD1. Gene Ontology annotation, cellular component: VCP-NPL4-UFD1 AAA ATPase complex. The transcript has a single exon. The record is from RefSeq and is a predicted model, not a curated record. Gene Ontology annotation, molecular function: polyubiquitin modification-dependent protein binding. NCBI's taxonomy places the organism in Eukaryota, Fungi, Ascomycota, Saccharomycetes, Saccharomycetales, Saccharomycetaceae. Bases 1 to 1053 code for a protein of 350 amino acids.
AUGUUUACAGGGUUUGGUGCAUUUGGUGGAAUUGCAGCUAUUCCACAGAAGUUUGAAGACUUCUUUAGGUGUUAUCCUAUGGCAAUGAUGAAUGAUAGAAUCAGGAAAGACGACGCCAACUACGGUGGCAAGAUAUUCCUACCGCCAAGUGCUUUGAAUAAACUAUCGAUGCUUAAUAUACAAUAUCCAAUGCUUUUUAGAUUGAGUAGUGAAGAAACUGGUAAAGUUACUAAUGGUGGUGUUUUGGAAUUCAUUGCGGAAGAAGGGCGUGCUUACCUUCCUAACUGGAUGAUGGAAACAUUAGGGGUUCAACCAGGUUCAUUAUUACAAAUAGGAUCUACUGAUAUUGCACAAGGACAUUUUGUCAAACUUGAACCACAAUCGGUUGACUUUUUGGAUAUAUCUGAUCCUAAGGCAGUGUUGGAGAAUGUGUUGCGUAGGUUUAGUACCCUUACUGUGAAUGAUAUAAUAGAGAUAAGCUACAACAAUAAGAUUUAUAGGAUCAAAGUUUUGGAAGUGAAGCCUGAAACACAAAGCCAGUCUAUUUGCGUGAUAGAGACUGACUUGGUGACCGAUUUUGCACCCCCUGUGGGUUACGUGGAGCCGGAUUACGAGGUUCUUAAAGCACAACAGACAGCGGCUCGGAAGCAUGAUGCUGCAAAUCAAAAGCCUGGUACUAUGUCCCGAAGAAUUAAGUACGCAGAAAAGGUGCGAGAAUAUGAUAGUGCUAAAUCUCUUUUUGACGGUGAGGGACAGAAGUUAUCUGGUAAACCUGUGACAAAGAAGGACGUCGCAACAAAAAAUGUGCGGAAUAUAUCACUUGAUGGACCGCCUGCGCCAUUAUUGCUAGAGGAAGGGCAACUAUUUUUUGGAUUUCCAAUAGUAUUACCAAAAGAAGAUGAUGAGGAAGAUGGAGAACCCAGUGAAAGUAAACCUCACUUCCAAACACAAGGACAAAGCCUACGUCAACGUAAUAAACGUAAGGGAAAGAAAGAUCAUGACGUACAGAGGUCUAAGGCACCGAAGAGUCCAGAGGUAAUUCAGAUCGACUAA